Molecule: messenger RNA, 2506 nt
Organism: Bacillus rossius redtenbacheri
Lineage: Eukaryota; Metazoa; Arthropoda; Insecta; Phasmatodea; Bacillidae
Gene: Pop1
Product: ribonucleases P/MRP protein subunit POP1
Exons: 8
Coding region: 167-2422 (751 amino acids)
Biological process (GO): tRNA 5'-leader removal
Cellular component (GO): nucleolar ribonuclease P complex; ribonuclease MRP complex
Source: RefSeq, a predicted model, not a curated record
ACAGUUUUUCUAUGGAACACAUGUUUGAAACUAGAAUGAAAUUGUAACUCUCAUUCAUAACCUCAAAGUGGUUACAUUUUAAGUCCGGUUGUGAUCAGAGUUUGUUGUACAUUAUAUAGUGUUGCGAUUAGAAUUAUUGGGGAUGUAUGCAUAAGCUCAAUUUAAAAUGAGUAAGAGCCAAGAGUUUGAUGUCAAUUUGGGUGGCACACAAAACUUGCCAAAUGAGUUUAAAGUGGGCAAGUUUGCAAAAGCUAGGUUCGAAGAAAUAUCAGCCCUUACACAAGUACUUGAGGGGCCGCGCAAGUCGGGGCAGGUGUUCCAGCGCCUGCCGCGCCACAUGCGGCGCCGCGCCAUGAGCCACAACUCCAAGCGGCUGCCGCGCCGGCUGCGCGAGGCGUACGACCAGCAGCUGGAGAAGUGUGGCGCCGGCCAGAAGAAGAAGCGACCCAGCCGCAAGUUCCGGCGCCGGCCCAAGAACCUGCUGGCGGAGUACAACCGGCGCCAGCGCACCCACGUGUGGCUGGAGACGCACAUCUGGCACGCCAAGCGCUUCCACAUGGUGCAGCGUUGGGGGUACAAGCUGCCACUGCGUCCCACCGACAAGAGCUUCCGUGCGUGCUACCGUGCCACAGCGCAUCACUGCCUGCUGCAGGAUGUGUCGUACCACUGCUGCGUGGAGCUGUCGGGGCCACAGGACGUGCUGCUAGCCGGCCUAGCACGCCACGCUUCCGUGCACUGCGGCCCCACGUUCGCUGCUGCGUCCUGCCUGAAGGGUACGCGGGAGGGCAGCGUCGCCUUCUACCAACGUGACGCGUACCCUCGCGGUUUCGUGGGCCCCGUGAGCUUCACGUGGCGGCCCGGGGAGACAGAGCACGGCCGGACCGUGUGGCUGUGGGCGCACCCUGCCUUCUACCAGGAGGUGCUGCGCGAGCUGACCACGACUCUGGACCUGCGCCCUGUGGACAGCGGCGAGAGCGGUGCAGAGGCCUCUGUAGUGGAGUUCUCGAGCGAGGUGGAGCGGACGAAGCUAGCCCCCAGGAACGUGCCGUGGCUGCGCGUGCCGCGGCUAACCAGCGGCGACGGCCGUGUGCGUGCGGCCCUCCUCAAGGACACGCUCGCGCGGCUGCAGCUGACCGGUCCCCUGAGCCAGGCGGUGCUGACCCAGGCUCUGGCUCCUACCGACAACCGCGCGGAGGCCUGGCGGGCUCUGGCUCGCAGUGCGUCUCCCGCGCAGAUGCCGCCCCAUGCGGUGCUGGGCAUCACGCUGUUCGACCCACGCUUCAACCUCCCGCCGAAGAGGAUCAAGGCCGUGCCAGACUGCACAGAGCAGCAGCUGCCGCCCGUGCUGCCGGCGGCCUGGAGCGCGGGCGAGGUGUGGAGCGAGCGGGUGCGUGACGAGGCGACGGCACACAAGCUGUCGUGGACGGCAGUGGCAGAGCUGUGUGGGCGACGGCUGGUGCCCGAGGGCCCCGUGCUGGGGGAAGGGGAGUCUGGACGGCACACGCUGCCCGCCAUGCUCAUCCAGCGACCGGGCAGCUGGGACCAGCGUGGUGGUCUGGGCUCCGGCUGGGACAUAGUGCUGCCGGCGGGACACGCUAUGUCGGUGUGGCUGGCGCUGGUGUUGCGCGGAGCACGGGUGGGUGGGCUGCGUGAGGCAACGUGCCAGCGCCUGGAAGAAGGGCGUGCCGACCCCCUGGCACCAGACUCCGGGGCGGGGCGCGAGGAGGCACGCCGACUUGGCGCGGAGCUGGAGGAGCGCCACUUCAGGAAGCCGCCAGCCAAGCGCCCCAACUACGUGAAGCUGGGCGUGAGCAGCCCCUUCGCUUGCUGCUGGGACGUGCUGGUGCGAGAGUGGUGCGGGGGAAACAGUGACUGGUGGGUGUGGCGAGCACGGCGCUCCGGGAGCACGGAGACUACGCCUGGGGAGUGCCUCGUGCCGGUGACCGUUCACUCGGUGGGAGCUGGCUACCCGGUGCGCUGCGCGCUCAUAUGCGUGCCAGCUGCAGGCAGCAUCGCCCCGCUGGAGCCCGUGCACGCGGACGAACGCCAAGAGGACCGCAGGGAGAUGCGUGCGGCACACCGAGCCAGGCUGCGCAGGGAGCGCAGGCUGCGGAAGAAGGGGGAGGGCGGGGAGCGGCCCGCAGAAACGGACCCCGGCUACCACGCAGCCGCGCGCGAGGCGUGGCUUCCCAAGGUGACUGCCAUCAAGGACUCGUGUACGCAGACUGUGAUUGGCUACGUGACUGCCGGAGACUUCAGCUUCUCGUUGGCGCGUGGCGUGGGCCAGGGCUAUGUUGUGCUCCGAGCUUUGAAACACCUGCAGGCCCAGGGGGUUGGCAACACUGUGCUGUAUCGCAACCCCACCACCAGGCAGUAUCGCCUCGGGAGGCUGUCUUACCCGGACGCCUUCGCUGCAUCAUAACGUCUCUAGAGGCAGCACCAGUAUUGAUGUGUUUUGUUCAAUGGCGGUCACCCUAAUGUGUGCCAAUAAAAAAAUUUUUGUGUA